AUGGCCUCAUCCACCUCUGCUGAGAGUGAGAGCCAAGAAAGGCACGGACUGUUUGUUCUCCAUCCUGGCCCAGAUGAGCUAUACGACGCUAGCAAUUACCUCGUCGAUAUUGUCGGGAUCCAUGGUCUUGGAGGCCACCCGUUCAAAACAUGGAGAGAAAAGGAAGGUCGGCAUUUGUGGCUGCGAGACUCUCUACCAACCCAUAUUCCUCAAUCGCGAAUCAUGAGUUUUGGAUACGACUCAACCGUGCUGUUCGGCAAAUCCCGCUCCCAGAUUUACGAUUACGCCGUGGAUCUGGCCAAUCGACUGGAGAUAUUUCGUCAAAGUUCGAAAGAACGGUAUCGACCUUUAAUCUUCAUCUGCCAUAGUCUAGGAGGCGUUGUGUUCAAGGAGUUUCUCGUCCAGGUAACCCUGAACAAAGAUCUCGAGCACCUCGCUCACAGCGUUGCGGGCGUCAUAUUUCUAGGUUGCCCUCACAGAGGCUCCCGAGUUGCGUCCCAUGCACGUAUGUUAUCGAAAAUUGUCAACACUGCGACACUUGGUACUGGCGCGAGAUCCGACUUAUUGAAAACGCUUCAGGUCUCCUCUACAGAGUUAAAAGCCAUUUCUCAGCACGCAAAGUAUCCUUUAAAAUCUCUUGUCAUUGUGUCGUUUUACGAGCAGCAACCGACGGGACGAAGCAUGGUUGUAGAACCAUUCUCAGCAAUCUUGGGCCUUCCUAACGAACGUGCUGUUCCCGUCAAUACAAACCACCGCGGGCUCGCUCACGUCUCACCAAAAAAGCCUCACCAGUACCUCCCGAUCUGGUCUUCCAUCAAACAGCUUGCGGAAGGCUGUUUGACAUCCAUAGAAGCCGACAAUCGAGCGCUCCUUGACGCUCUAUUCUGUCUUGACCCCAAAGCAGCUCAAAUGAGACCCCGUCAGUCACAAAACGGCACUUGCCAAUGGAUUUUCAGUCAUCCAAAGUAUACAAAAUGGCUGCAAUCGACCGAAAGGCCAAUACUCCUACUCACAGGCCGCCCGGGAUCUGGGAAGAGUGUUCUCACACGUUGUGUGGCAGAGAAUAUCCAGUCCUACGGUCUAGACAGAGAUUCGGAAUCCGGUUACCUCGUGGUCAGUCACUUUUGUUCAUAUAUGGAUACAGCCUUGAACAGUGAGGAUACAGUACUGCGUACUCUUCUACAUCAGCUUGUUCAGCUCAAUCCGCGGUGCGGUAUGCUUGUUCGCAAUCGGGUGGAAACCCGUACGAAGGAGGGCGUUGUUCUCGACCUGUCUACCAAAAACAUGUGGAAAGCCUUGGAGCAAGUUCUCUCCAUGCAAACCAUGAAUCGAGUAAUUAUCGUCAUCGACGCGAUAGAAGAGCUUGGCACGGCUGUUGCCACUGCGGUCCUUGUCGGCCUUUGGGAGAUCGCCGAUAACCUCAGCGAACAAAAUAUGCACCCGAGAGUCUUUAUCUCAAGUCGCCCCAGCCCUAGCUUAACAGAUGGUGGGCUAACGGGGCUUGAGAUACUGAAUCUUGGAGACAUUGACAUGAGAAUGGACAUUGAGAAAUACCUCACAAGCUCCGUUGAUGACUUCAGAACAGAGAACGAAAGCUUUAACGCGUCCAUCACACCACUUCUACAGAAGCAAAUUGUUUCUCGCAUAUCAGAUGCCGCUGCUGGCAUGUUCCUUGUCGCUGUGCUCGCUUGGGAAGAUUUCCAGAGAGGCUUGCUGUGGAAUCAAAACACGGUGGCCCAGAAGCUAGACGAGGUCUUAUCAGUCGGAUCCAGUAUGACAACCUACUACGACAGGUUAAUCGAAAAGAUUGACGAAUCUGUGUUUGAAGACGCUUUUCUGAUCUUCUCUAUCUUGGCUGCCGCAGCGCGACCCUUGUCUGAAGUUGAGAUCGGGACAGUCUUGGGCAUUUGCCAGUCAAGAACGCAUAUCAAACAAUCGCAAGACUUCGAGCCUUUCGAAAAUCUGAACAUCGUGAUGGAAAGAGAGGUUCCCCAUCUCGUAUCGCUCCAAGAUGAUGGCACUAUCACUUUUGUCCAUUUGUCAUUCAAAGAUUACAUUGAGAGUCAAGAAAGAUUUUGUGACAUAAUCGAAACGGGACGUCGGAGCAUCACCAAGGCUUGUCUCAUAUAUCUCAAGCUACAAGACUUAUUAGAGAGUGCUGCAGUUGAAACAGAAUACGAAAAAAUUGCCGCAGAAUAUCCCUUUCUUGCUUAUGCUAGUAAUCAUUUUUUGUGGCACAUCAAUGGAUUUCGCCCGCAAGAUCCCAUUUGGCUGCUAUUCUCCGACACAGCUGGAGAAAAGAGCAUUUAUUCCUUAAACUCAUUAUGGCCAGAGAACAAAUACUAUGGAACGACUCCUUUACGAUAUGUCCUCGGUUACCUGCCCGAGCGGUCUGCCCUUUCGCUUGCACGCAGCUUUCAGGAAUACGGCUAUGAUAUGGACGAAAGGUGGUCACCGACUUGUGGAAGAGCGCUCCAAUACUGCUGCAUGAACGCGAGAAAUAGCUUUGGCAAAAAGGCAGCUCUUCUGCUGCUGGAACUUGGAGCAAACCCAAGUCUACCCGAGAACCCUUUCCGAUCCAACCUUCGGCUUGCCAUCAUGGCAGAAGCGUGGGAGUUGUAUGAUGCAAUACUUUGUCAUCCCAUGACAGACUUGAGCGCGAGAAAUGAGCAGGGGGGGACGUUGUUGCAUGAUCAGGUUAAAUGCGGCCCAGUCGAACGCAUUGCUGAGAUGUUAGACCUGAUUAACGAAGUCGAUCUUAACGCCCAAGACCGUGAUGGAUACACUCCACUUCACCUCGCAACCUCUCUCGGUAGAGAAGAUGUGGUACGCAUGCUUCUCAGUAAGCCGGGUAUUCGGCUUGACUUGACCGACAGGAUAGGCCGGACACCGCUGACUUUGGCUACUUACUGGGGGUUAAAGUCAAUGGCGUUGGUGCUCAUCGAGCACUCAGAGGCGUUUCCCAUAUCUAGAGGAGGACACCUCAGCGCAUUGGUUCUCGCAGCAAAACAUGGCGACAAGGACAUAUGCGAGCGGCUAAUGGCCGCCUGUAAUUACCAGAACCUGAGCUUCCAUCUCGAUAUGUCAGGCAAAGGAGUGUUACAUCACGCUGCCAUGAAUGAAUGGGAGGAUAUGAUAGAAACAUGCUUGCGUCGAGGUGGCAGAACCCUGAAUAUAGACCAGAUAGACCACUCUGGUCGCAGUGCGUUGCAUUACGCUUCAAGGCUUGGCAACUUCAAGAGCUGCCAGGCCCUCAUCCAGGGGGGUGCCAGCCUCACACUGCAGGAUCGCCUAGGCAGGACAGCUGUCCAGGACGCUGCUGAUGCUGGCUUUAAAGAAUGCCUCCUCCUCCUGUUGAAAAGCGGCCGCGCCGAUCCAAGUCAGCGUGACAUCGACGGGCGCAACCUAGCCCAUUGGGCAGCCACUUUGGAUUGUGUCGAUGCGAUGGAGCUGAUAUCCAAAAUACCUGGCGCCAAGUUAGAUCAGCGAGAUCGUCAUGGUAAAACCCCGAUUGACAUUGCUUUUAUUUGUAAGAGCAAGUACGUUGGUCUGUUCCUCGCGGACAAGGUACCUUGGACCAAUAUUUACUACUGGGAUUUGAUGUACGACACGCCACGUAUCGACUAUGAAGCCGGAGAUGAUCAGGUAGAAACGUGCUAUGAAGCUGAUCUGCUGGAGAGAAAUGCAAGGCGUCAAAAGCGAGCAAAUGAAGAACAUGAGCAACUACGAAUGCAGUACCCGCCUCAUCUUUGGGCACUGAUCCCAUGUAUUCGUAAGGAAACCGAGACAGAGAAAGAGAAUACCGAAAAGAAAAAAAUCAAGAAGUCUACGAAGGAGAAAACAUCGAAAGAGAAGGCAUCGAAAGAAAAGGCGUCCAAGGAGAAGACUGCGAAGAAUAAAGCUACCAAAGAGAAGGCCAGCGAGAAGAAAUCGUCGAAGUCUGGCAAGAAGUGA
Messenger RNA from Fusarium proliferatum ET1, 3954 nucleotides. RefSeq lists its product as uncharacterized. The coding region runs from base 1 to 3954 and encodes 1317 amino acids. The transcript is spliced from 5 exons. The record is from RefSeq and is a predicted model, not a curated record. Lineage: Eukaryota; Fungi; Ascomycota; Sordariomycetes; Hypocreales; Nectriaceae. Gene Ontology annotation, molecular function: protein binding; ATP hydrolysis activity.